This is a messenger RNA of Colletotrichum truncatum, 1287 nucleotides long. NCBI's taxonomy places the organism in Eukaryota, Fungi, Ascomycota, Sordariomycetes, Glomerellales, Glomerellaceae. The record is from RefSeq and is a predicted model, not a curated record.
AUGACGUUCGGCGUUACGCGCGACCAUGGCGCAUUUGAAUGGGCUGGCACCAGCUUGGAUGCCGUCUUCUGCCAACGGAAGAACAUCUUCUCGCCUCGGAUGUGGAGGAUGGUAUUCGAUAUAAUUCGCUUCAACCAGUUUGCUCUAGACCUGCUGAUGGCUGACGACGAGAACGACGCCGCUGCCAUGAAUGGAGACAGUGUAGGCGCUAAGCGGGAGGAAACGAUUGGUGACUAUCUUGAAAGAGAAGGUUACUCAGAUGCUUUCCGGGAUGACUAUCUCAUUCCUAUGACCGCCGCCGUAUGGAGUACAAGCCCGGAUAAAUGCACGUUGGAUUUCCCUGCAGUCACUCUCGUCCGCUUCAUGUGGAAUCAUCAUCUUUUAUCGACGGUCACUGCAAGGCCUCAGUGGCUCACCUUAAAGAAGUGUGCGAAGUCUUACGUCGACGCUGUAAUGAGUGGGUUCCCUUCGAAUCACUUGUUUCUCAAUACUCAGGUCACGUCGGUCACGAGCGAAGAAGACGGCAGGGUGCGAGUACACACUGCCAGCGGCAAAUCUGACGUCUACGAUCAUGUCGUUCUGGCAACCCAUGGUGACCAAGCUCUUCAAAUCAUCGAGGCAUCAGCCACUCCGGAAGAGAGGGAAAUCCUAUCCGCGUUCAAAACGUCGGAGAACUCCGUUGUCCUCCACUCAGACCUUUCAUUAAUGCCAGCUUCAAGAAAGGCAUGGUCGAGUUGGAACUAUCUUACUCUCUCUUCGCCAUCAACUGGUAAACAAAACAUUGACCAGGUUUCUUUAACAUACAACAUGAAUAUUCUUCAACACAUCCCACGCGAGACCUUCGGAGACGUGCUCGUUACGAUGAACCCCCUUCACGAGCCCAACCCGGACACAGUACAGGCCGCCUUUACCUACCGUCAUCCACUCUACACUCCGGAGGCAGUGCGAGCACAAAAGCUUCUCCCACGUAUUCAGAACAAGCGCGGUAUCAGUUACGCUGGAGCUUGGACAAAGUACGGCUUCCACGAGGAUGGUUUUAGCAGCGGCUUGCAUGCUGCCCAAGACCAUUUGUACGCGAAAUUGCCCUUCCAGUGGGUAGACUCAACGUAUAGCCGAGGGCGAAAGCCUUCGCUUGGUCUUGCUGACCUUCUGGUGAGGCUCGUCAUUCUUACCAUUCAAGUAUUUGUAAUAAAGGUUUUGGAGAGAGCUGUGGGCGUUGCGAAGAGAGUAGUGACUCCUCGUACUAAUCGCCUGAGGAGGACUGUAAAGAACGGAAAGCUCGCAUGA